AUGGAUGAGGAGCAGCAAGAAGAUAUUGAAAUCGAAGGACAAUCUCCGAUUCCUUCUAGAUACAAUUAACUUUUAUAAAAGACUUAACAGCAGCAAAUUCCUUAGAUGUAAAAUGAAAUGAAAAGAAGUGCUAGAUAGAACACUAACAGCAGCAAAUUAAACAGAAAUUCAGUCUAAUAGCAAGACUAAGCCUUGUCGAUGCUAGCUGGAAAGAACUAUGAUAAUUUGCAAUCAGACAAUCAAUGUAUGUCUUGUCAAGUCAUGAAUAGAGGUCUAGCCUAUAAUAAACUAGUUUCUAACCAAAGCAUCGUAUAUUCCUAAAACAUACCUGUGCAGUCUUAAACUUCUUUUAAUACGUUAUAAGCAGCUCAUAAUGAUGUGUUAUUCUUAACAGCUAGUGAGGAUUCAAAUCCCUAAUUCUUGUACUUCACCACAAUCGAUAUUGAAACAUUUUUACAAUUAAGAAAGACUUAAAAUUUUCAUAUUGAUUUCAAUUAGCUUCCUGAGAGAAUGGUUUAGCUUCUCAAUUUUUGUGGUUAAAACUUUAAUCAUUAGUAGGAUUAUUUCUAAAAAUCUUAGCAGUAAAAUACUGAGGAAAAUGAAGAGGAUGAAAAUAGAUUUUUUUGCCAAUUUACUACAAGUCCAUCUUAAAAUAGUGAGUAGCAGGAUCAAGAUCAAUUGGCAACAGUUGAGAUAUUUGAGAACAAUCAAUUUAGGAACUUAUUACACUACAAAAUAACAAUGGAGAAGGCAACUCAUGAAGAAGCCAGAAAAUGGCUAGGGAAAAAACUACUGAUCUAGAAACACACAAAUAUUGAGUUAUUGCAAGAAAAUGAGGAACUGAGGGAAAAAGUAGAAGAAGAUGAGAAUCUACUUCAAUAGAUGUAGAAAAGUUUCUAAACUCUAAAAGAAGAUAAUGAUAGAAUGCUAGAAUUGAAGGAGAAAGAAGGAAAAGAGCAAGUAGAUUUAAUGGAAUCAAAUAAAAACGAAGAAAUUCAAAAUCUCUAGGAAUAGUAUGAUAAUCAAAUGGACUAAUUCUAGCAAGAGACAGAGGCUGAGAAAAGAAGAAAUACUGAGGAAAUAAAUAGAUUGAGAUAGCAAUUAUAUGAAAUGACUACUUAGAAAGAUUAACUUCAAGAAAUAAGUUCUCAAUACAAAUUUAGGAGUGAGUAGUUAACCGCUGACCUAGCUACUUCUUAAAGAGAAAAUCUCCAACUAUCAACCUAGGCUGAAUAACUACGAUAGUAAAAUGCUAAGCUGGAUAAGAAUUUACUUGAAUAAACUUUGCUAAAAGACCAAGGUCUUAAGUAAAUAGAUUAAUUAAAUGACUAAAACAAGAAGCAAUAGCUUUAGAUCAUCGAGUUACAAGACAGUCAAGAGUAGUAUAGAUAAUUAAGUGAUUCACUUAAAGAAAAAAUAAUUUUAAUCUAAGAGCAAGUUAAGUCUUUAGAGAAUGAAGUAGAUAAAAAUGAGAAAUAGAUCAAUAAGCUUAAUGAAAAGAAUCAUAAAUAUAAGGGAAAAUAUAAGAAUAAAAAGAAAGAGGCUAAAAAGCUAGAUUAAUAAAUUCUUGAAUUGAAUUAAGCUCUCAACGCUAGAGAUCAAAACAUAAAUUAAGGAAAGGAAGAAUAAGAGAAGCUUAAUUAAGAGAUUAGCUCAAAGGAUGAGACUAUACAACUUCUUCAACAAAAACUUAAAGAAUGCGAAGACAUACUGAAGAGCAACUCAUCUAUGAUCGAGUAUCUAAAUAAAAGCUUGAAUGAAGCCUAGAAAGUUACAUUUAGAACUAUGGUAAAUCAAAGAGGAUAAGAUGUCACAACUGAUGUAACUAUUAGAAAUAGAAUUACUUCAACAAAUAUAAUGAAAUCUUCAACUGGAUUCUUAUCUCCAAUUAGAAGAGAUGAUCUUGAAAAUGUGAAUGCCACCAUGGGGAAACCCUAAGUCAUAUCAGGAACUUAUUAAAUUCUUGACAAAAAUUUUGCUUAAGCAGAAGAGACAUCUCUAAGAAAGAUUCAUGAACCUUUAGCUUAAAAUUUGUACUUGCCUAGCAAGAAUUUGAAAAUGCCUUUAACUGAAUUUUACUUAAAUAAGCAAGGAGAAUCUUCAAAAUCACCAAAUUUUUAAAAUAAUCAAGAUGGAUACGUUUAAUCAAGUUUUGGUUAUACACAUAUGGGUCAGACAGCAUCACUAAAUCCUUUUUCAACUCAAUUAUAAAGAGAUUAGAUAGUAUCAAGUGACAAGCUUCGAACAAGAUUUGAUUAUAACUACUAACCGAAUGAUUUUGGAGCUAGUAAAUAUGAUGGCUCACCAAAUAGAGGGUAAUACCAAGGAAGCAUAAAAGGCUAAUCUGCUUCAUUCAAAACCUAAGAAUAGUUCUAAUUUUCACAUUUGAGGUAAUCAAAUCAUAUCUCCUCCAUUCAUUCUAAAUAUGCUCAUCUUAACAUUCCAAGUGGAUCCACUUUAAAUCACAUCCAAUCAAAUACGCUAGGAACUUUAGAUAAAGAUAAUGGGUUCAACAACAAUUAGUUAUCAUAAGAUGGAAGAGAAAGCUAAAGAGAUAAUUAAAAUAAUCUAAGCAUUGCUGGUCAAUCAUUCAAUGGGCAAUCAGCGAAUAAGGGAGAUAAGAAAACUCUAUCAGUUAAAUUUGAUGAUUCCAGAUAAUGA
Molecule: messenger RNA, 2661 nt
Organism: Stylonychia lemnae
Lineage: Eukaryota; Ciliophora; Spirotrichea; Sporadotrichida; Oxytrichidae
Source: the annotation of a GenBank genome assembly